This is a messenger RNA of Diospyros lotus (date-plum), 2673 nucleotides long. RefSeq names its product subtilisin-like protease SBT1.6. Gene Ontology annotation, molecular function: serine-type endopeptidase activity. The transcript has a single exon. NCBI's taxonomy places the organism in Eukaryota, Viridiplantae, Streptophyta, Magnoliopsida, Ericales, Ebenaceae. Bases 91 to 2409 code for a protein of 772 amino acids. The record is from RefSeq and is a predicted model, not a curated record. Gene Ontology annotation, biological process: proteolysis.
UUAUUUAUCUCUAUCUCUCUCUCCGCUCUUUACGCCUGUCUCGUCGACUUCCAUUUUUCAAAUCACACCCCCAAGCUUAGCUUCACUCUCAUGGCCUUACUUCUGUGCAAGGCUCUGUUUUCACUCCUCCUCGUCUUUCUCGUCUCCACCCUCCAGGCCUCCGGCGCGUCGCCGGCUGAGACGGGUAAAACUUACAUAUUCCGAGUUGACAGGUUCGCGAAGCCCUCCAUCUUCCCCACGCACAGCCACUGGUACGCCUCCGAGUUUGCCGACCCCGUUAGCAUCCUCCACGUGUACGACACCGUUUUCCAUGGCUUCUCUGCCUCUCUUACUCCAUCUCAAGCCGCUUCCGUGCUCGAACACCCUUCGGUGCUCGCCGCUUUCGAGGACCACCGGCGCCAGCUCCACACCACUCGGUCGCCGCAGUUUCUAGGAUUGCGGAACCAGCGCGGACUCUGGUCGGAGUCCGAUUACGGCUCCGACGUCGUUAUCGGCGUCUUCGAUACUGGAAUUUGGCCCGAGCGCAGGAGCUUCUCCGAUCUGAAUCUCGGUCCGGUUCCGAGGCGCUGGAAAGGCGUUUGUCAAUCGGGAGACAGGUUCACUUCGAGGAACUGUAAUAAGAAGCUCGUUGGAGCUCGGUUCUUCUCCAAAGGCCACGAGGCGGCGGGGAGGCUCGGCGGUGGCGGAAUCAACAAGACUGUUGAGUUCCUGUCGCCGCGAGACGCCGACGGUCACGGUACUCACACGGCGUCUACUGCCGCCGGGAGGUACUCGUUUCGGGCGAGUAUGGCCGGUUACGCGCCUGGAAUAGCCAAAGGCGUUGCUCCGAAAGCUCGAUUGGCUGUGUACAAAGUCUGCUGGAAGAAUUCUGGAUGCUUUGAUUCUGACAUUCUGGCUGCAUUUGAUGCUGCUGUCAACGACGGCGUCGAUGUCAUUUCAAUAUCCAUCGGAGGCGGCGACGGUAUUUCGUCUCCGUACUAUCUCGAUCCAAUUGCGAUUGGAUCUUACGGCGCCGUUUCAAUGGGAGUUUUUGUGUCCUCCUCCGCCGGGAACGACGGGCCUAAUGGUAUGUCCGUCACGAACCUUGCGCCCUGGCUCAUGACGGUCGGAGCGGGAACUAUAGACCGGAAUUUCCCGGCCGAUGUAAUCCUUGGCGACGGACGGAGGCUCCCCGGUGUGUCGUUGUACGCCGGAGCUCCGCUGAAAGGGAAAAUGUAUCCUUUGGUUUAUCCUGGUAAAUCAGGGGUACUAGCUGCUUCUCUAUGUAUGGAGAACUCGCUCGACCCCAAGCUUGUGAGGGGUAAGAUUGUAAUCUGUGAUCGCGGAAGCAGUGCCAGAGUGGCAAAGGGACUGGUGGUGAGGAAGGCCGGCGGCGUCGGAAUGAUUCUCGCCAACGGCGCUUCGAACGGUGAAGGCUUAGUCGGCGACGCUCACUUGAUCCCCGCUUGUGCCGUCGGUUCUGAUGAAGGCGACCUAAUCAAGUCCUACAUUGCAUCUUCUGCAGUCGCCACUGCUACCAUUGAUUUCAGAGGCACCAUACUUGGGAUCAAGCCGGCGCCGGUGGUGGCCUCCUUCUCCGGCAGGGGACCAAACGGGCUGAACCCCGAGAUCUUGAAGCCGGACUUGAUAGCUCCCGGCGUAAACAUCUUAGCCGCCUGGACGGACGCCGUUGGCCCGACGGGAUUGGACUCGGACACUCGGAAAACAGAGUUCAACAUUCUCUCCGGCACGUCCAUGGCUUGUCCUCACGUGAGCGGUGCGGCGGCUUUGCUCAAGUCGGCACACCCAGAUUGGAGCCCGGCAGCGAUAAGGUCGGCGAUGAUGACAACCGCCAGUAUAACCGACAAUCGCUUCCAACCCCUGGACGAUGAGUCCUCCGGCAAACCCUCCACUCCUUACGAUUACGGAGCCGGGCACCUCAAUCUGGGCCUUGCAAUGGAUCCGGGCCUCGUGUACGAUCUCACAAACGACGAUUACGUCAGCUUUUUGUGCUCAAUUGGGUACGGAGCGAAGACAAUCCAGGUGAUCACCCGAUCACCGGUGAAUUGCCCGAUGAAGAGACCGUUGCCGGAGAAUCUGAACUACCCGUCGAUUGCCGCGCUGUUCUCGAGCUCGAGGGCGGGUGCGUCGAGCAAGACAUUUGUGCGGACAGUGACGAAUGUCGGGGCAAUAAACUCGGUUUACAGCGUGAAGGUUGAGCCGCCCAAGGGGGUGGCGGUGACGGUGAAGCCGACGAAGCUGGUGUUCUCGGAGAGGGUGAGGCAGCUGAGGUACGCGGUGACAGUGACGGCGGAUAGCAAGAAUCUGGUCCUGGGCGACUCGGGUGCAGUGUUCGGGGCACUUUCUUGGGUGGAUGGAAAGCAUGUGGUUCGGAGCCCCAUAGUGGUGACCCAGAUUGACCCCCUUUGAGCAAUCACAUUGAUCCGAAAGAUGAUCAUAGAGUGAAGGUUUAAGCUGUUGUUGCUACAUUAGUUCCCAAGUGUAAUGGGUUUUAUGUAUGGCGCUUGUUGCUGCAAGGGGUAGGGAGUCACUAGGAAAAAGAACUGGAGACAGGCUGUUAGGGUUGGGUUGGGUUGCUUUGCUUUUUGGGUGUUUUUGUGUUCCAAGCUGAAGAGUUCAUAAUGUAUCUAUUAUAGACUAUAGGUACUUGCAUAAUCUGGGCUUUGCCCUGAA